Molecule: messenger RNA, 3034 nt
Organism: Miniopterus natalensis
Lineage: Eukaryota; Metazoa; Chordata; Mammalia; Chiroptera; Miniopteridae
Gene: RAB11FIP2
Product: RAB11 family interacting protein 2
Biological process (GO): regulated exocytosis
Cellular component (GO): endosome; phagocytic cup
Molecular function (GO): small GTPase binding
Source: RefSeq, a predicted model, not a curated record
GCGGUGAGCUGCCCGCUCCGCUCAGUGCCCUCGGGAUGCGGUGAUUAGGGACCAGGCUGUCCCUCCGGGAGGGGCCCCCCCGCGCCCGGGGACCCGGUGCAGAGAAAGCGGGCAGGAUGCUGCUGUCCGAGCAAGCCCAGAAGUGGUUUCCAACCCACGUGCAGGUCACAGUGCUCCAAGCCAGGGAUCUGAAGCCAAAAGGCAAAAGUGGCACCAAUGACACAUACACUAUCAUUCAGCUGGGCAAGGAGAAGUACUCCACGUCCGUGGCUGAGAAAACCCUGGAGCCCGUGUGGCGGGAGGAGGCGGCCUUCGAGCUCCCGGGCCUGCUGGUGCGGGGCAGCCCGGACAAGUACGUGCUUUUACUCGUGGUGAUGCACAGGUCCCUGGUGGGGCUCGACAAGUUCUUAGGGCAGGUGGCAAUCAACCUCAAUGACAUCUUUGAGGACAAACAAAGAAGGAAAACAGAGUGGUUUAGGUUAGAAUCCAAACAAGGAAAAAGAGCCAAAACCCGGGGUGAGAUAAAGGUCAGUAUUCAGUUCAUGAGGAACAAUAUGACAGCAAGUAUGUUUGACUUAUCAAUGAAAGACAAAACAAGAUCUCCGUUUGCAAAAUUAAAAGAUAAGAUGAAAGGGAGAAAGAACGAUGGGACAUUUUCUGACACAUCUUCUGCAAUCAUUCCAAGUUCUCAUGUGACGGAUGCCAAUUCUGAGUUUUCAAGUGGUGAAAUGCAGAUGAAAUCGAAACCAAAAAAGCCUUUCCUUUUGGGUCCUCAGAGGCUCUCCUCAGCGCAUUCAAUGUCGGAUUUAACUGGGGCCCACGUGUCUUCUGAGAAACUGAAGUCUGGCACCACUGGCCAGACGCAUCUUCUCGGACGCCAGAUAGAGUCCUUUGGAGCAGUUCCAGAAAGUGGGAGCCCCCGGUCUCCGCACCGGCGGACGCUGAGCUUCGAUACUUGCAAAGCGAGCCAGGCGCGCGGCGCCGACCAGGGCCCGUCGGCCCCCGGGAGACAGAGCGACCCGUUUACCAACGUCACGGCGUCCUUACCCCAGAAAUUCGCAACACUGCCACGGAAGAAAAACCCCUUUGAAGAUAGCAGCGAACCCUGGGACAACGGCGUGACUUUGUUCGCGAAAUCCGUCGACGUAAGAAAAGAGAGUAAAAGGGAGAAAAGAGAGAAAGUGAGCCUGUUGGAGAGAGUGACGGGCAGGAAGGAAGGCAGGAGGCCCGAGAAGCUGGGCAGCGGGGCCGGCAGCCCUGGCCUCCUGAAAUCGCCUAGUGCGUUCAGCGAAAACCGUCAGGACUAUUUUGAUUACGAGUCAACUAAUCCGUUUACAGCAAAAUUCAGGGCUUCCAACAUAGUGCCGUCCUCAAGUUUUCAUACGAAUCCGACAAGUAGUGAAGACCUCAGGAAAAUCCCGGACAGCAACCCUUUCGACGCCACGGCAGGGUACCGCAGCCUCACCUACGAGGAGGUGCUGCAGGAGCUGGUGAAGCACAGGGAGCUCCUGCGGAGGAAGGACACGCACAUCCGGGAGCUGGAGGACUACAUCGACAACCUGCUCGUGCGGGUCAUGGAGGAGACGCCCAGCAUCCUCCGGGUGCCCUACGAGCCGUCGCGGAGGGCUGGCAAGUUCUCCAGCACUUAGACGCCCGGCGCGCGUGUCGCGGGGGAGGGAAAAGCCCAGCGCGCCCUCCCUGUCGGGAACAGUCGCAGGACUUACCAGGAGGAGCAGGGACUAUCCAGAGGGACCUUUGAAGUGAGCUGAAUGGUUUAAGCUUUUAAAGUGAACGUGGGCCAGAUAGAUUCUUGAUAAAUAGCAGUUCCUUGGGCCUCACGGAGGUGCUGGAGCCAGCCCACUAUCUGCCAAAGGCCUGGCAGCGGCUUCGGGAGUUCAUGGCUUAUUCCUCAGGAAUUGAUUUCUCAUAACCUGACACUGGGAGAGCGGAUACUGUGGUUGGUUUCUCAGCGUUCAGUUUGCAGACAGUUUAGCUGCAGGAACACUGCUCAUUGUAAACACUACUUUAAAAAACAGUUCAUAUUUUACAUACUUGUGUAUGUAUGUGAAUAUAAGUUUACGUAUCUUUGCAUAUAAAAUACAUGCGUAUACCUCACAUAUACAUGUGUUUUUAGAACAUUUAAAAUCAACUGGUUGCCUCUAACAUGAGGAUACCAAUCUCUUAAUCUGACAGUGUACAUGUGCUCACUCGAUUGACGCAAAACCAACCACCGCCGCUCCUGCAGUGUCCUGGUUUGUCAUAGAGGAGCUGCUUCAAAUCACUCUUGACUCUGUGGACCUUGGUUUCAAAGUGAGCUGCUACUAUGUUACUCCAGCACCACACUUUUGCUCUUUCUCCAAAAGUAAUGCUCCAAAGGCCUUUUUAAAGAACGACCUAUUUAAGGAAACUCCAUUAACUUCACAACAGCAUGGAUUUCUCAAAUUCACUUUUUAUCUUAGCAUUUGAGUUUCGUCUAAGCUAUAAGCAGAAGAUAAGCUAAUGUAAUUUGUUGAGAUUCUGAACGCCUAUAAAUCACUAGCAAAGAAAAUAUUAAGAAGUUGAAGCUGAAGAUAAUUUUGGGGGGGUGACGGGUAAAAGGAGGUGAUCAUCUGAUGCCUGAUAACCCAAAACAGUGGGCAAAUUCUCAGAAUAAAGACUUAGGCUUGGUUUCAAGUUACAUAAAUACUGGAACAGAUGGUUGCAUUUGGGUCUUGAACCAAAAUAAGUUACUAAAGAAGGAGUGAGUUUUUAGAACAGACCUUAACUAGCAAGAUGUUACACGCUAUUCUGCAUCUGCUUUUUAAGAAUUGAUUUACCACCAAAUUAUAUGUCGGCUGUUUCUAUGUCUGCUCCCCCAGGAUGUUGAGUACUUCCAUGAAUUAUCUUUAGGUGGUUGUACAAAAUUAGUCUGAAACAUAAAGUGGAAAACAAUGGUUAUAAAAAUAUUACUAAUUAUGUACUGCUUAUCUUUGACCUUAAAGUCUAAAAUACUUACUAUGAAACACUGACUCUGUCUCUUCUGAAUUUAAAAUGA